This is a messenger RNA of Diaporthe amygdali, 1683 nucleotides long. RefSeq names its product major facilitator superfamily transporter. The record is from RefSeq and is a predicted model, not a curated record. Gene Ontology annotation, molecular function: transmembrane transporter activity. The coding region runs from base 1 to 1683 and encodes 560 amino acids. NCBI's taxonomy places the organism in Eukaryota, Fungi, Ascomycota, Sordariomycetes, Diaporthales, Diaporthaceae. The transcript has 6 exons. Gene Ontology annotation, biological process: transmembrane transport.
AUGGGUCGGCCGCCCUGCGGUUUCUCCAUAACCCUAGGCUACUUUCGCUUUCGGACCUGUCUUACGUAUUCUCGUGGCCCCAUUCUGUCCGGUCCGACCCAAGGUCCAGUUCCUGGCACCGGGAGUCGGCCAUCGCACAACAGCAACCCCGAGUCCGAUAGGACGAAGGAGCCCGAAGACCUCGUUAAUGAAGUUCCUUUGUCACGGAACCCCUCCUCCACCGAGGAGGCCAAGCCGAGCCCACCGCUAUACUGGAAAUUUAUUGCUGUCAUCCUCAUCUCCUGCAUCAGCUUCGGCUCAUCAUGGAGUUCUGGCAUUACGGGCGCGUUGAAGUCCACCUUGAAGAAGGAGUUGGACAUCAACAACAAACAAUUUUCGCUGCUUGAGGCUAGUGAGGAUUUCAUGGUCACCCUCUUGAUUCUAUCCAGUGGAAUCGUAACAGACAGGAUCGGAGGCGCCGGAGCAAUGUUGUACGGCAACAUUAUAUAUUCCAUUGGCUCCAUUAUCGUUGCCGCUGCAGCCCAGGUCCGCUCCUUUAAGCUCAUGAUCGGUGGCCGAGUCAUCCUCGCUCUUGGUGACAUUGCAACCCAAGUGGCCCAGUACAAAGUCUUCAGUUCCUGGUUCUCGCCCAACAAUGGCUUCGCUUCGACUUUAGGUUUCGAGCUUGGUAUCAAGAAAAUUGGUGGCUUCGUUGGCAAGUCGUCAGCCAACAUUAUCGCGAAAAACACGGGCAACUUCGCAUGGGUCUUUUGGAUCUCAGUGUUCAUGAAUGUCUUCACCAAUAUUCUCACCCUAGUCUUUUAUUGGUUCAACGGCAUCGCACACAAGAAGUUCGGCAACUGCACCGACCCGGCAACUGGAGAGAAGCUCACGGAGAAGUCCAAAAAGUUCCAAGCCAAGAAGGUUCUAGAGUUGCCCUGGGUGUUUUGGGCUAUUUUGUCUUUCUCGCUCUUCCAGACCAGCACUGCUAUUGUUUUUACUCAGAACGCCACAGAACUUGCGGAGAAAAGAUUCAACACUGACUCUAUAACCGCUGGCUGGUAUUCGGCAACUUUGCAGUACGCUGGCUUCUUCCUGGUACCGUGCAUCGGUGCUUUUAUCGACAUAUUGGGCAAUCGCAUAACAUUGCUCGCUAUUUGCGGUACUGGAGUCUUCCUGUCAAUGGCUCUUGUCAACUGGGCCACGGAUGUGAAGGGAACCGCUGCCGCCUUUGGAAUCUACGCUAUAGCCUUCACCCUUGGCCCUACCACAAUCAUCGACAGUAUCCGCACCUCCAUGUGGCAUGGCUCGACCUUCGGCUCUGCUUAUGCGGUGAAGAUUGCCACAAAUAAUGCUAUGAACAUUGUCGUCCGUGUGGUCACUGGUGCCAUUCAAGACGCGGAUAACGACAGCUACGACCACGUGGUGAUUGUUUAUGUGAUUCUUGCCGCCGCAUCUGUGCUCGUCUCUAUCAUGUUGGUCGCGCUCUCGUGGUGGUCCAUCGACCUCGGCAACUUGCAAUGGACCAGAAAGCAGCGCAUCGCCAAUGGGGAGCUGUGGAAUGAGAGGAAGAGGGCGUUCUAUGAGGACAACGGGGCACGGAACAAGAUGAUUUCUAAGACUUGCUUCGGUGCUUUGAUUAUGCUGAUCCUAGGUUCCUGGUCGGCAUAUUUCUGGGGUGUUGCUACCGGCAACAACUCUUGA